Molecule: messenger RNA, 4008 nt
Organism: Diorhabda sublineata
Lineage: Eukaryota; Metazoa; Arthropoda; Insecta; Coleoptera; Chrysomelidae
Product: retinol-binding protein pinta-like
Exons: 3
Coding region: 3127-3993 (288 amino acids)
Cellular component (GO): membrane
Molecular function (GO): phosphatidylinositol bisphosphate binding
Source: RefSeq, a predicted model, not a curated record
UCUUAUAUUUCUAUAUAAGUAACAAAAAGUGCAGUUCUUUGAAAUGUUUUCUUCAAAUUAUCUAUUUUUAUAAACAAGGUGAUGGUAGUCAUCAAAAUAUUCUUCUUAGUUUAUAGAAAGGAAAAUCACUUAUAGAUCUGCUAAAUCUGCAAACUAAUAUUCUGUAAUAUUCUAGUUUUAUUGUGAUGUGCAUUAGUCUUAAGUUCAACUCUGCUUAAAUCAAACGCACACGUUGAAUUUUAAACUCUUACUUAUCUUUAUUAAUUACACAAAAAUACCACAAUCAAACAAAAGUGUUGAAAUUGCUUAUCAUAGCGAUAGCAACAAUAAUGCGAUGGUAGCAUUUUUACUUAGUAUUUCAAAGUUUAGUAAACUAUACCGCAUAAUAUCAAAAUUCUUCGCUAUUGCAAGGGCAUUUGCAUGUCAUAAAAUAAGUGUUAUUUUACCCUGUAAGUUUUAAGAGAAGUUAUUUCGGUUAUUUUGACUUAACAAUGAAAUGAAAAAAUGGACACAUCUUUAACAUAAUUAAUGUUACAUAAUAAAACAAAAUUUACAAACAAAAAUUACAUAAAGCCGAAAGACUUCUACCACUUCUUUUUUAACCGGCGCUACGUUCCUUUGAGAAUCAGGGAAUCUCAAUAAUCAACUGCCAAUCUGUUGUGUUCUGAGCAUGGUGCAUUGAAUGUCGAACUCCUAGCUCGAUCAUAUUGAAAUAAAAUCUCAAUUUUCUAUCCCAACAAACACAUUCUUUAUGCCUCAUCAGACGACAUUGAGCUUCCACUGUCGGCAACAUUUAUAAUAAGGGGGUGGUACCAUCAAUGACAAUGUCUAUAUUUCACAUUUUUGUUUCAAUCUUGAAGCCCGAAAUAUUUACCGUUUUAGAAAAAAUGAAGCUUUUUAGUUCUCUUUUUAGACAGAUUAUAGCUAACGUCAACAACUUAAUCAUCUGUCUCAGUGUCAGACGUAUUUAGGAAAAUUACGCAAAAGACAAAUAUAAACAAACUCACUGCAGUACGAUAAUACGAUGCCUUCCCUGCACUACACCUGAUCUAAUGGCUUCUUCAGCAAUGCGGCGCUCGACCCUCCCAUGCGGCUUUUUAUUUUGUGGCAUAUUGCCGUGCCGCGUUUCGCUCGGGAUGAUCACGUGCUGAUCACGCACUGAUCAUUGUUUUGGUUUACUAUUUUUCUUUAAUAAAUAGAUUAUAACAUUUAAUAAAUAGACUAUAACAUUAAUAAAAAAUACUGUUCACUUCUACUUGACAACAAAAUGCUUGAAAUAUUUAAAUGUACUUUGCACUUGAGUAUAAUAAAUUUUAAAUAGAUAUUUUUAGGGUCUUAUCCAAACAUUAAUGAUUUUCUACAUUUCAUUUACUUCUGAUACGAAUCUCAAUGUCAGAGUGGGAUUAUUAGAGAGAUAAGAGAUCAUUUAGAAGAAUCUAAAUAAAAAAUAGUUGAUAUUCAAAAGCUAAUCUAUAUCUAUAAAUGGUUAUUGAUUGUUCCUACUUGAGAACGUUAUCAAUCACUAAUUUUAAAUCACUCAAUAUACAGUUAAAUGAUAUGACUUAUUGUCUAUUAUGUAAAGAGCUUGAUAGGAUACCAGGAUAUUAGAAUAUCUUCAGUCUCCACUUAAAAAGAAAUGAGUAUUCCUAUGAAGAAGUUUUAGGAAAUAGGGGAGAUCAGGGAAGUAUUUGGAUUUCAGUAAAAUGUACUCCUCAUUAGCUUUAUGAAAUUAUAUAUGGAAGAAAUUGUGGCGAAGAGGAAGAAAUUCCAGUUCUAGAAUAGAUACUGGAGUUUAUACAUAUUUUUGAACUAAAAGGGGAGUUGUAGUCGGUGAAGGCAGCUUACAAACAAUAAAGUACAACUUCUUGCAAGGUCAAAAUAUUGUAUAUAGGUUGACAUUAUGUCAUUGCAUUUUGGCUGCUAUUAAUCAAAAUUCCAUAUGCUUUGAACCCUGAUUGACAGGAAAGAGUACCCAGGCGGGCCAGGCCUUGACUAGAUAGAACAAGGGGAAAUAUGAGUUAAUGUUGUUAUUUUCAGUGGGUUUGGGUUCUUUGUUGAGGAAUGAUGAAGUUCAAAGUUAACAAAAUGUUUAGUUUAUUGAACAGAGUUUCAAAAGGUACCUGUCAAUGUACACAAAAAUCAGUAUCUAAUUUACAAUUUUAAUAAGAAAAAUAUUCAGGACUUCAUAUAAAAGCAACAUACUUGUUUGUUUACAAUUCUGUGAAAGAAAAUUAAUGAACAAAGUUUUGGCAUGUGGCGACAAAAUUUGAAUACCAAAAUACAGCUUAAUUUGAUACGAAAUGAACAUACCUUUUGAAUCGUUUGACAAUACUUGUUUUGAUUAACAAAAUUGGAUUACAAAUUAGAGCACGUUUGCCUUCGCCAUUUCAUUUUGCUUUUUUUUCGCUGUCGCGGAAACAUAUCAAAAAGUGCUUAUCGCCUGCCACUUAACUAAAUUAAAAAUUAACAUGAACAUAUAAAAAAUAACUAAAAAAUUUUUGUCGAUAAGCCGAUAAUGUUGCAAGUGAUUUAAACAAUCAGCCGGACUUCAUCUGCGCAUUCUUUUGAUCAAGACAUAUUGCGUUUUACAUUGCAUCAAGCAAAGAGGUUUUGAGGAGCACAAGAAACCUUGAGGUUGCAAUGCAAUGUGAGAUCUUAUGUAUAAUCCAGGGUAUAUUUGGAUAAAUUGACGUGAAUCGUGCAAAUCUUUUGGAUGCUCUUUCAUUGCAUGAGAUGACUUGCGAUAUGGACUAACCAUUGUACUCGCCUGAUCUAGUACCAUGCAAUAAUAUUUCUAAAACUGCAAGGGAAGAAACUUUUCGGAUUAGUAAUGCAAGUGAAACAAGCUAUCAUAAAUAGGUGCCAAAGAACUUUUAAAUUUUAAUUUAAAUUAUUUUAACAAAUUUUAUGUAGGCUGGGACAUUCUAUUAUAAAAUACGUGUACAUCCUUGAAAUUGAACUUCUCCAAUCAACUUUUCAUGACAUAUUAUCAUCCAUCAUAGGAAACGUGAAACAAAAACUACGUACUCAAUCAAUUUAAACCUGUAGUCCAUAAAACACAGAUAAGAUUAGAAUUUCAUUUUUAUAGUACGACUUGAAUCAUAUUACUGACUUCAACUCUUUAUAAUGGAAGCUAUUGAUAUAGAAAAUUUACUUUUAAACAAUGAUGAAAAAGCUAAACAUUUCGCUAAAGAAAAUUUGAAUGAAACCAACGAACACAGAGAAAAAUGUUUGGAAGAAAUUAGAAAAUGGUUAACAGAAGACCAGGCUAAGUUACAUGCAAGAAUGGAGGAUCAAUAUUUAUUACCCUUUUUAAGAGGAUGUAAGUAUAAUAUGGAAAAAACAAAGAAGAAAUUAGUUAAUUAUUAUACUAUGAGGAAGAACGUUCCCGAAUGGUUCCAAAACAGAAAUCCAGAGUUGAAAGAAAUUCAGGAUUUAAUGAAAUUAGGAGUAUUUGUGCCAUUAACAAAACUACAGGAUAAUAAACUGGUAGUUAUUGUACGAACAGCUAUACACGACCCUUGUAUUCACACCCAAGACAAUGUAUUCAAAACUGGAAAUAUGAUGAUGGAUGUUGCAUCUUUAGAAAAUAUCAUACCGGCUCAAAUUUAUGGCGUCAUAGCGAUAUUUGAUCUUUACGGUAUGGAUUUCGAUCACGCCAAAGAAUUUACACCGAGCAUGAUCAAAAAGGCAGUAUUUUGUUGGCAAAAUUACCAUGUUAGACCUAAAAACCUCGAGUUCAUCAAUGCACCACCCACAAUAAAUGUAAUUUUAUCAAUAUUCAAGAGUUUCAUGAGCGAAAAAUUGAAAAAUAGAAUAAAAGUUCAUACGGACGGAUACGAAAAGUUAUAUGAAGUGGUAAGCAAAGAUAUAUUACCGCCAGAAUACGGAGGUCAUGGAGAAACAAUGGAAGAACUUAUAAAAUAUUGGAAUGGUGUAUUAUUAAAAUAUAAAACUUGGUUUUUAGAUGAUGAGAUGUAUAAAUCUGAAUAAAAAGUUGUAUUUUCA